UGUAAGCAUUUAGGGUUGAUCAUAUUACGCCUAACCUCAAUAUUCCUCAGAGUGAUCUGUUAAAGAUUUAUAAUUAUCAAUUAUUAGAUAUAAUAUUAAUUAGAAAAAAUAAUUAUCUGUGUUAGUUACAUGGAAACAGAAAAUUCUUACAUUCAAAGAGAAUACCUAUUCUUAACGCUUUAACCUUUUUAUUUUAAUUAUACGAAACGUUACAAUUGUAUAGAAAAAAUUAUAAAUUUACGACAAUGGCAUCUUCAUUUAUUUUAAGAACUUGUAAAAGGACAACAAAAAUUGGCACUCGUUUGCAAAAUUUUUCUUCCAACGUAAAUGAUAAGAAAAUGCCUGGUCAGCUGGAAGAAGUUGAAGGAAAGCGUGCCACUUUUGGCAUGGGAUGUUUCUGGGCUGGUGAUUCCCUCUUUGGAGCUUUACCCGGAGUUAUAAGGACUUCUGUUGGUUACUCAGGUGGUACCAAAGAGACACCGACAUAUAAAAAUAUGGGAGAUCAUACCGAAGUUAUCGACAUUGAAUUUGAUCCAGAUGUUGUGUCAUAUGCUCAAUUACUUAGUCUAUUUUGGAAUAAUCAUGAGUAUAGUUUAAUUACUAAAAUUAAGCGACAAUAUAUGUCGUUAAUUUUAUAUCACGAUGAAGAACAAAAAAUGAUUGCUGAGAAAUCUAAAGACCACGAACAACGCGAACGCAGAGAAACUUUUCUCACUGAGAUUAGACCGUUUGAAAAGUUUUAUCCUGCAGAAGAUUAUCAUCAAAAAUAUCGUCUUCAAAAUCAUCCAUGGUUGAUUGAAACUACUGGUCUUACAACUGGUGAAAUAUUACGUUCUUCUUCUUUAGCAGCUAAACUAAACGGGUAUAUAGCAGGGGCUGGAACGUUAGAACAAUUUGAAAAAGAUUUACCAAAUCUUGGACUUAGUGAGAAAGCUGCACAAUAUUUAAAAAAAUAUGUUAUUAAAAAUCAAGGAACUGGUCUAUAUUGCUAGCUUAUUUAAAGAAAUGAAUUGAAAUGAAUUUUACUGAGCAGGUGUAGACUGACGAAAUUAAUUCCUUUCUACAAGGAAAUCUGUUGCUUAAUUUAGUAUAAUUUAUAAAUUUUUAUUAUUAAAUUGUUUAAUUAAUAGAUACACACAAAAUGUUUUUUCUGUUAAAAUUUAAUAUGAAGUAUUUAUUAUAAAGUUUAGAUAAUAGUAUUAUAUAAAAUCACUUUUUAUUUUGGUUUUUAUAUCAUGUUGUGUAAGAUAUAGUUAGUUAAAUUUACUAAACGUUACAUAGUUCUGUGCAUAUUACAAACGUCUUCUUUUCAUAUAUAUAAAUAUGAAUGAUAUUUCAUAUAUUUAGUUAUUUUACAUCUACAGUAUUAUUCAUACUUCUAUCGAGAAUAUAAGAAUAAAAAAAGAGUACUAUCAUUGAGAUUAUAAAUGUAAAUAUGACUUAUUUACAUAAACAACAAAAACCA
Messenger RNA from Polistes canadensis, 1465 nucleotides. It is a transcript of the gene MsrA, whose product is annotated as peptide methionine sulfoxide reductase. The record is from RefSeq and is a predicted model, not a curated record. Gene Ontology annotation, molecular function: peptide-methionine (S)-S-oxide reductase activity. Lineage: Eukaryota; Metazoa; Arthropoda; Insecta; Hymenoptera; Vespidae. The coding region runs from base 246 to 992 and encodes 248 amino acids. The transcript has 5 exons.